Molecule: messenger RNA, 1998 nt
Organism: Psilocybe cubensis
Lineage: Eukaryota; Fungi; Basidiomycota; Agaricomycetes; Agaricales; Agrocybaceae
Exons: 16
Coding region: 1-1998 (665 amino acids)
Source: RefSeq, a predicted model, not a curated record
AUGCAGCCGGGGCCCACUGCCAGUGAGCGACAUUUGGCGCUCAAGGAUAGCCAUGGCAAUACGCGAAAAUCGACGAACAGAAAACGUUCGUUUUGGGAUGCUUCGGACGAAGUUCAUGGGAUGUCUAUCGGGACGUCGUUAACUGUUGGCUUCCUUUCAGAUUCAGCAGUCAGAUCCCUCCGACCUCGUGUCCCCUCAGAGGCCUUUUUAACAUCCAUCCUUAUCCUGGCGAAUUGCUUUUCUCUUUUCUCGUUCCUUCACAAAAUGUUCAAGUGGGGUAAAUCCAAGCGCGACAGCAAAACUUCCAUAGCGUCGUCCCGAUACGAGCCCAAGACGCCCAAGUUAACCAGCGUCUCUCUUCCCGACGGACGAUAUACACCCAUCGAUUUUCAAGAAUCAACAGAAAAGCCAAUCAGCAACCUUCUGUUUCGACAUUUCUCACCUGACAGACGACCGGACGUCUCGGUUUCGAGAUCACGGCGCACACCUGUAGACACUAGCAGGGCGCGAGUAUCAUCGUCUGGACAUGUCGAAGCACCACGGCCCAUUCGACCACACCCUUCCCAGGGAGCCUACCUCCCCAUACUGGACCAUCGCGACAGAGAUGUCAUCGAUCCUACACGGAAGCCGAUCUCAGUUCCUUCAGCCCAGUAUCUUGAGGCGCAGAUUCGAAACCUUCCUCCUACCCCCGCCGUCGCACACAAUACACGUCAGCUCCUCAACGCUGAUGUCGACUAUCCAGAGGAGAAGCGACUGAAGGAGAUUGCAAAGAGGAAUGGUGACGUCGUCAAUCGAGAUUUGCUUAAGACCUAUCCUGACCCAAAAAACCAGAAAAACUCAUCAACACCGGCGUUAAAGAAUGAAUCAUCGAAGAGGAGCAAGGUGCCCGUCGAUUUUGAGAAUUGGAAGGGCGUUCCUGUGUCAACAACCCCAGUAAUACCGUUCCCGGAAAAUAAUGGAAAGGGACCUCUGAAAUCCGCUUUAAAAAAAUCGACAGCUACCACUCCCCCAAUUAAGCCCACCACUGCCCCGAUCAAGUCUGCGAUGAAGAAGGAGAGCAGCUACGAUACUGGAAAAUCGUACUAUUCAGAAGACGAGUAUUCUCGACGCAAGGACGUCACACCUUCAAAAGCUUGGCUGGAAGUGCAGCAUGAGAAACGUCAAGAUGAGGAGAGAGCUCGACGCUCAUCAACAUCCCGAGUGCCACCACCAGUGGUGGUCGACCAUCCUGCAGUCUAUGGCCCAAAUGCUUUCCCGUCAAGUAAUAGCACAACCCCUUCCCCGACAGAAAUGGGGCAUGAUUAUCACCGCAGGCGGCGAGCGAGUCAAUCAUCCGAACCGGCGAUCUUCAAUAGUAGGAACUAUCUUCCCGCAUACAUCAGGGAGCGAGUGGAGCAGCAGGCUAGGCAGGAUAAGAAGGACUUCUGGGACCGGGUCGAGAAGUUUGGAAAGGGUACACCAACACACCCGCAAUUGGAAUGGCCGCUAGUCGACUAUUCCAUUCGAAUGUGGAGAACACCCGCUACACCCAGAAUCUACUUCGAUGCCGGUUUCAACCCUCGCAUUCCAAAGUAUGCUCCCAGAGUAGACAGGGGACUAUAUAUGUCGCCUAUGACUCGUGAAGAGGAGACCAUGGAGAUCUCAUACGAUGCUGCAGUAUACAAAAUCAGUCUUGUCAACAGGACUUUGAGCAACUGGAAGAUUGACAUGCAUUUCAAGUACCAUAUCCGGGUGAUUGACGUCUUCCGAGCAAUCUACGACACCUUCUCUCAGCCGUUGACGCGCCAGGAGUACGAAAGUCUAGGAGAGGACGUCAUUAAAGAAUGCUUCCCCGCGUUCAAGCAAAGGUGUAUGGAUAUACCUGAGUUUGCGCAUGCCGAGGAACGAAAGGGAUUCUUGCGGAUUGAUUUGCUGAAGGGCCGCAGGGUCUUCAAAGGCCUUGUUCCCAUUCCCAACAAACCCAACACCUUCGAAAUCCUGUUCGACGACGGCCGUUGA